Messenger RNA from Rotaria socialis, 2109 nucleotides. The record is from the annotation of a GenBank genome assembly. Lineage: Eukaryota; Metazoa; Rotifera; Eurotatoria; Philodinida; Philodinidae.
AUGGUUGACAUGACAACCAGUAAUAUAUUCAAUGAUAAUAACCAGACUGCUGUUUGGUUUGAUUUAAGCACAACGACUGUUUUGCCUAGUAGCAUAGCCUGGACUGAUUCUCCAGUAACUUCUAACAUAACAAUGACAACACCGAAGAAUAGCAGUCCCCUUUCGAGUGGAGCCAUUGCUGCUAUUGUCAUUUGUUCAAUAAUUGCUGGAGUUGUAGUUAUCAUUAGUGGAUAUUUUUUAUAUCGGUAUCGUUCGAAAAUCAACAAGAUCUGCCGGGAAAAAUUAAACCUAAAAGCGGAAGCAGAAGAAGUAGAAGACGAUGACGACGACGAAGAUGAACAUCGACCAUCACGGCGAGACUUAGUAAUGCGUCGCUCUAACAUAACGAGAACAAGUGGUUCAUCAACGAGUCUCAAUAUUCGACAAGUCGAAGAUUCUUCAAAAUGCGGUCCAACGGGCUGUGGAAAAUCAUCACUUCUAGACAUUCUAGCAGCACGAAAAGAUCCUCGUGGUUUAUCAGGGCGAGUCCUUGUCGAUGGAUUGCCCUUGCCAUCUUCUGUCAAGUAUAUGGUUGGCUACGUGGUUCAGGAUGAUAUUAUUAGUGGAACAUUAACUGUCCGCGAGAAUCUAAUAUUUUCAGCUAACGUUCGUCUGCCAACCAGUGUAUCACAGGAAGAACGACAAGACCGUGUCAAUAGAAUCAUUACACAGUUGGGACUUGAAGCAUGUGCCGAUACUCGCAUAGGUACUGAAUUUUUGCGAGGUGUUUCAGGAGGUGAACGAAAGAGAGCAUGUAUUGGUAUGGAACUGGUUCUCUCACCUAAAAUUCUGUUUCUCGAUGAACCUACAACAGGUCUUGAUGCAUCGACUGCCAGCAAUGUAAUGAACUGUUUACAUCGAUUGUCUAGGCAAGGCUGUACAAUCAUCUUUUCAAUUCAUCAACCUCGUUUUUCAAUAUUCAAUUUAUUUGACACUACUGUUCUCCUCUGUAAAGGCAAAUGUAUCUAUCAAGGCUCACCCAAUCAGCUUGUUAAAUAUUUUGCUUCACAGAGUUAUCAAUGUCAUAAACAUGAUAAUCCUGCUGAUUUCGCUUUGGAUGUUCUAAUUCAAGCAUCGAAAACGAAAGAAUCUCUUCGUAAAUUGACUAGAGCGUAUAUUACUUCACCAAUGCAUGCUCGCAUGGAGGAACUAGUUGCCGAUCUGGACCCAAAUGAAGAUGAAAUUUAUGGUGUAAACGAUGAACGACCGGAUGCAGAACAUCGUUCAUUCAGAAGCGAAAUCUACUAUGUUGCGCAGCGAACAUUGAAAAAUGCCAUAAGAAAUCCUCAAUUGGCUCUUUCACAAACUGUUGUAGCCGUUGUUCUUGGUUUUCUUGUUGGUCUGGUAUUUUAUGAUAUGGAACUAACGAGGGAAAGGGGCGUUCAGAAUCGUUUGGGUGCCAUUUUUUUCAUUACCGUUAGCCAAGUUUUUAGUACAGUGACUGCUCUCGAACCGUUGCUCAAAGAACGAGUUCUUUUUAUUCAUGAGAAUGUAAGUGGAUAUUAUCGGACGUCGACUUUCUUCAUUGCUAAACUCGUCUGUGAUAUUUUACCAAUGCGUGUUGUACCGUCUGUUAUUUUCUCAAUCAUUGCAUAUUUUAUGAGUGGCCUUCAUCGAACAGCUGGUCAAUACUUUGUCUUUCUCUUAACAAUCUUUAUGUCAACAGUUUUUGGUUCGGCUCUGUGUUUUCUUGCCGCUGCAUGUAUUCCAAUGUUCGCUGUUGCUCUCAUCAGCGUCGUUCUUGUCUUUGUUAUAAUGAUGGUAUUUAGCGGUUUUCUAGUCGAUUUGGCGACAGUUUUUGGAUGGUUAUCGUGGAUUCAAUGGAUCAGUGCUUUCAGAUAUUCUUCAAAUGUUCUAACCAUCAGUGAAUUUCGUAAUUUAACAUUUUGUGAAACCAAGAAUAUGAGCUGCCUGUUUCCGCUAACGGGCGAGCAAGUGCUUGACAGUCGGGAUCUUUCUCAUGCAACAGAUUGGGACAUGUGGAAACAUUUUUUGGCUCUGACAGGGAUGGCCGUGUUCUACUUAAUCCUUGCCUACAUUCAACUUGUUCGAAUUAAAAAAACAAAAUAA